This is a messenger RNA of Lycium barbarum (goji berry), 1872 nucleotides long. RefSeq names its product DNA-dependent metalloprotease WSS1-like. Bases 248 to 1480 code for a protein of 410 amino acids. Lineage: Eukaryota; Viridiplantae; Streptophyta; Magnoliopsida; Solanales; Solanaceae. The transcript has 4 exons. The record is from RefSeq and is a predicted model, not a curated record.
UUAGUACGGGCCAAAUAAAAAUGAAGGGAGUGGGUAACACAAAAUCUCCAUGACCAUUUGAAUUUUGAAGGUGAGACUGGUGCGCAAUCACAUAAAAUCCCGCCAAUAUCAAACAUUCGAUUUCCGAAUCCUCAUAGCUUCCAUAUUCCACUCAAUCCAUAGAAUUAAGAUUUCAAUUCUCAACAGAAACCGCUUCUUCAAUUUCCUGAUCGUAAAAGAUAUGUAGCCUCAGAAUCUAGGGUUUGCGAUGAAUAAUUUGGGGGAUCUUAAUAAGGUGUGGGAAAUCAGAGCUCUGAAGCGUAAACCCAAACAUGAAGAAGCCAACAAGAUUCUUGAAAGAAUUGCUAAACAGGUUCAGCCCAUCAUGCGUAAACAUAAUUGGAGAGUUAAACUUCUCUCUGAAAUGUGCCCGAAAAGGGCAGCCCUUUUGGGGUUGAAUGUAGGAGCUGGGAUACAUGUAAAGUUGAGACUUCGAAGGCCGAACAAUAAUGAGGAAUUUUACCCUUACAAUGAAGUUCUGGAUACAAUGCUUCAUGAACUUUGCCAUAAUGCUCAUGGUCCACACAAUGCCAGUUUCUACAAACUCUGGGAUGAACUUAGAAAGGAAUGUGAAGAUUUAAUUAAUAAAGGGAUAAGUGGAACAGGAGAAGGGUUUGAUCUCCAUGGAAAGCGAUUAGGAGGCCUUCACCCACAGCCAUCCCUGUCGUCUCUCCGCCAAACUGCAGCAGCUGCUGCUGAAAAUCGAGCACGUCUUAAAUCCUUGCUACCAUCUGGGCCUAGACGCCUGGGUGGCGACCAUUCUAUCAAAUCUGCACUUACUCCAAUUCAAGCUGCAGCAAUGGCUGCAGAAAGGAGAUUACAGGAUAAUAUUUGGUGUGGCUCUGAGUUUUGUGACUUAUCUGACGUAGAUGAAACUUCUGAUUCACUACCUGAACCUUUACCACUAGGGUCCAAGCUUUCGAAUGGGGUUGAUGCAGUGUCUUCCAAGGUAACAUCUCGAAAAAGAAGUCGAGAAUCGAAUUCUGUAUCAUCUUCAAGGUCUUUGCAUGGCCAUACUGUGACUAAGUCAGUACCUAAGCCCCUGUCUAACCAUGAUAAAGAAAUUGCUCGCGGAGUUGGUCAGGCAGAAGCAAACUCUCAUACUGUGCCAUCAAGAGGUUGUCCAGAGUCCUUUAUUGAUUUAACUGGGUAUGCUUCGUGUUCUACAUCAAUGCAUGGCCAAGAUAACCUACACAGUCCCAAGGAAUCAAUGAUGUGGGAGUGUUUAAUGUGCACGUUGUUGAACCCACCAUUAGCUCCUGUAUGCAAACUUUGCCAGACCCAAAAGCCCAAAGAUGUGGAUGACAGAAAUAGUAUAUGGUCAUGCAAAUUUUGUACGCUGGAUAACAGUCUGAAGUUAGAUCAGUGCACAGCCUGUGGAGAAUGGAGAUAUUCUCAUGGCCCUCCUGUAGCAACACCAGCACCCAAUCUUGGCACUUGAGGUGAGCACGAAUUGCCUGGUACUCGCAUUGUUUUUGGAAAUUGUGACUCCUCUGUAUGAUGUCGCCGAUCAGUUGACCAAAUACUCAAAUAGCUCAGCUAACUUGAGAAACUGGAAAAGCUCUUUGUUUUUGCUAAUUAUGCUAAGUGGUACUUGUACUUUUGAAUCUCCAGCCGAAGCAUUUUUGACAAGAACCACUUUCCGUGAUGCCUUUUGGGAAAAAAAAAUAUAUAUCAAAGAUAAAGGCUCCAACAUUAACACUAUGUUUAAAGGCCAUACUUUUCUCUCUCAAUUUUCUUCAUGUCAAUUUUUUUCAUCAAGAAAUAUGCUAUUUGCAUUCGGAAAGAAAGAACCAAUGUAUCAGCAAUAUGUUUUUGUUCUUUCUGUUAAAA